This is a messenger RNA of Fomitopsis serialis, 1062 nucleotides long. Its product is annotated as NADP-dependent oxidoreductase domain-containing protein. Gene Ontology annotation, molecular function: aldose reductase (NADPH) activity. The transcript has 12 exons. Bases 149 to 889 code for a protein of 246 amino acids. The record is from RefSeq and is a predicted model, not a curated record. Gene Ontology annotation, cellular component: cytosol. NCBI's taxonomy places the organism in Eukaryota, Fungi, Basidiomycota, Agaricomycetes, Polyporales, Fomitopsidaceae.
AUCACAUCCCAUCGAUGUCCCCUUCCCCUCCACGGCCCGCCCCUCCCCGUCCCUGCGCACAUAAACCCCUCCAGCGUCCCCCCAUUUCUCCGUCUCCCUCCCUCAGCUCCUCUCCCCGUCCCAUCUCGUCCUAGCCACUCGCGCAACAAUGUCCCAACACGCUACCGUCGCGCUCAAGAGGACCGGCGCAAAGGUCAACAGGGCUACUUGCGCGGACACCGUGUACAAUGCCAUCAAGGCUGGCUACCGUCUCCUCGAUGGUGCCGGCGACUACGGUCUCCGUCGCGCCAUUGCCGACGGCAUUGUCAAGCGUGAGGAUCUCUGGAACACUUUCCACGCCCGUGACCACUACGUCGACCCCGCCCACCGCUACCCUCCCGAGUGGUGGGGCGAUGACAAGAAGGUCACCUCGCCAAGGUUCCCAUGCAGGAGACUGGGGCCCAUGGAAGAACUCGUGGACCUCGGUUUGGCGAAGAACAUCGGUGUCUCGAACUGCCAGGGUUCAAUCCUCCAGGACAUCCUCCGCUAUUCCCGCUACGAGCCCGCCGUCAACCAGGUCGAGCUCCACCCCUACCUGACACAAGAGCCUCUCAUCAAGCUCUGCAAGACCCUCGGUAUUGCGAUCACGGCCUACUCUUCGCUCGGCCCCAAAGCUACCAUCGCGUCGAAGCACUCGAAGACCACUGCGCAGGUCUUGCUCCGCUGGUCCGUGCAGCAGGGCCUCGCCGUCAUCCCCAAGUCGAACAACCACGACCGUCUCGUGCAGAACCUUGACGUCGACCAGUUCACGCUCGGUGAGGACGAGAUCAAGGCGAUCAGCUCUCUGAACAUCAACCUCCGGCUCAACGACCCGGCGGAAAUCGACCCGCGCAUGGCUAUCUUCGCGUGAGAGGGCUGCGCUGAGUGGGAAGAAAGUUAAUAGUGUCUACACUGUGCCAUACACACUUGAUGGAAUGUCUUGCUAGAUUGUGCAAUUAUAUCCUGCUGUUACGAUGCACCAGCGGACUGACAGUGGACACUCGCAGCUGCUCGAGAACAAUGCGCGGAUGAAUUUCCCACUGC